AUGGAUGAAAUCGACCAUGAUAUUGAAAUGUUGGAUCUAUAUGACUCCAUAUCAGUUUCAGGGUUAUCAAGCACUUUUACCACCACCAAUGAAACUACUAGCACUACCACCACCAAUGAAACUACUGGCACUACCACCAUCAAUAAAACUAAUAAAACUACUGGCACUAGCGAAGCAACUUCAGAGAAUAAAUCUCCUGUAUGGAAAAGUUUUGAAGUGUUAGAAAAUGAACCAAAAGCCAAAUGUAAAUAUUGUAAAAAGGUACUUAGUCACAAAAAAGGAUAUAGAACUUCCCAUCUUCGACGGCAUCUUAAGUCUUGCUUAAAGUACCAAAGCUCUGUUUCUAAUGGGGCUGGUUUUAUACAUCCAAAUGGCCAAACCCAACUAAGUUUUAAUUCAUCGGUUAACCGACUACCUAUUGGGAACUCAAACCGGAAAAACCUUGCAUAUAUGAUAAUUUUUGAUAAACUAAAUUUUCAGUUUGUUGAGAAGCAAGGUUUUUGUAAAUUUGUAAAUGGAAUAUUACCUGGCAAUAUCGCAACUUGUAUUAAAGCGGAUACAGACAAUUAUUUUAUAACCACUAAGUUGCAAACUAUCACUCUUGACAAUGCAAUGUCGAAUGAUGUUGCGGUUAGUGAGUUGAUUCGUCAUAUUCUACAGAAUUCGAUUGAUGUUAAAGAUGAAGUUUUUCAUAACCGUUGUCUUGCGCAUAUUCUUAAUCUCAUUGUAAAGGAUGGACUAAAAAAAAUUUUUGAAGAGAUUAAAAUG
This is a messenger RNA of Dentiscutata erythropus, 768 nucleotides long. Lineage: Eukaryota; Fungi; Glomeromycota; Glomeromycetes; Diversisporales; Gigasporaceae. The record is from the annotation of a GenBank genome assembly.